AUUAUAUUUUCAAAAUCGAAUUCAAGUACCUUUUAGUCAAGAUACUAUUUUAAAAAAACUUGGAUUAAUUUUAAUGUUUACAAAUAAACUCCAGGAAAUAACACAAAAUAAUCAACCAGUCAAUCAAAAAAUUACUCAACUUCAAAAUCAAUAUGAUACUUCUCAAGGAAUUUUAAAUUUAACACGAACCGCUUUUACAAAUGAACAGCAAGAAUGUCAUUGA
Diversispora eburnea is the source of this 223-nucleotide messenger RNA. The record is from the annotation of a GenBank genome assembly. Lineage: Eukaryota; Fungi; Glomeromycota; Glomeromycetes; Diversisporales; Diversisporaceae.